AUGGCGGUGCAAAUGGUUAAUACUUCAUAUGAGCAAACUCCAUCUUCUUUGUCAAUCUUUAAUAAAGUUGAUCAUCCAAUAACACUGAAGUUUCAUGAAGUGAUUUACACAAUCAAAAUCAAGAAAAGAGGAUGGACGAUGAAGAAGACGAACGAAUCACCAGAGAAGCAAAUAUUGAAAGGCAUUACGGGCAUGGUAUCACCCGGAGAAAUAUUGGCGAUCUUAGGUCCAUCUGGUUGUGGAAAAACUACACUUUUGACGGCAUUAGGUGGUCGGUUAGGUGGCAAACUCCACGGGACUAUUACAUAUAAUGGCAAAUCAUUUUCUAGUAUUAUGAAACGAUAUAUCGGUUUUGUUACUCAAGAUGACAUUCUAUACCCUCACUUGACAGUCACUGAAACUCUAGUUUUUACUGCUCUACUUCGGUUGCCUAAGAAUCUAACCAGUCAACAAAAGGUCUUACUUGCUGAAGCCGUGAUUGAUCAACUUAGGUUAACAAGGUGCAAGAAUAUAAUCAUAGGUGGCCUGAAUUUAAGAGGGUUAUCAGGUGGAGAGCGAAAAAGGGUUAGUAUUGGACAAGAAAUGCUUAUAAAUCCUAGUUUGUUGUUUUUAGAUGAGCCGACAUCUGGGCUUGAUUCAACAACUGCUCAAAGGAUUGUUUCAACAUUAUGGGAAUUAUCAAGAGGAGGAAGAACCCUUGUAAUGACAAUUCAUCAACCAUCAAGUAGACUCUUCUACAUGUUUGAUAAGGUGUUGUUGCUAUCAGAGGGUAAUUCAUUGUAUUUUGGAAAAGGAUCAGAAGCUAUGAGUUAUUUUGAGAGCAUUGGCUAUUCACCAUCGGUAGCCAUGAAUCCUUCCGACUUUUUGCUUGAUCUUGCAAAUGGGAUAGCAUCAAAUGACUCGAGUCGUGUGGAUCAAAAUGUGGUCAAGCAGAAGUUGGUUUUGGCUUAUAAGUCGAAUCUUGGUAAUAAUAUGAAUGUUGAAGUAUUAGAAGAUAAUGAUAACGUGAGAGAAAACAGGAAGGCUAAAAGAUGGAGCACAACUUGGUGGCAACAAGUCAAAGUUUUGCUUAGAAGAGGUGUCAAAGAAAGAAGACACGAAUUCUUUUCGACUCUAAAGAUUGGUCAAGUUCUUGCUGUAUCCUUGCUGUGUGGUUUGCUAUGGUGGCAAUCUGAUACGUCUCACUUACAUGAUCAGUCAGGAUUGCUGUUCUUUUACUCUGGAUUUUGGGGAUUUUACCCUUUAUUUCAAGCAAUUUUCACAUUCCCUCAAGAAAGACGAAUGCUAAGCAAAGAAAGAUCUUCAGGAAUGUAUAGACUUUCGUCAUAUUUUGUGUCAAGGACGAUAGGAGAUCUUCCAAUGGAACUAGUUCUGCCCAUGAUGUUUUGCGUCAUCACCUACUGGAUGGGCGGGCUCAAACGGGAGUUUGGAAGUUUCAUGUACGCCUUGAUGACUCUGUUCUUUAGUGUCUUAGUCUCACAAGGGCUAGGACUUGCAUUAGGUGCACUUGUCAUGGACCAGAAAUCCGCCACCAUGCUUGGGUCUAUCAUCAUGAUGUCCUUCACAUUAGCAGGUGGAUACUAUGUUCAACAUGUGCCAGGUUUCAUAUCCUGGAUCAAAAUUUUAUCGAUCAGUCAACACACUUAUAAGCUCUUGAUAAUUUCACAAUACAAGCAUGGGCAGACAUACCGUUGUGGUCACAAGAUUUGUUCGGUUGAAGAUUUCCCGACUAUUAAGACAGUUGGACUUCAUGGGCAAAUGAUUUCCAUUGUUGCUUUGGCUAUAAUGUUGGUGGUUUAUCGGGUUAUUGCUUAUAUGGCUCUCAUGAGGGUUGGCAUGCCUAAAUAG
Messenger RNA from Erigeron canadensis, 1848 nucleotides. Its product is annotated as ABC transporter G family member 9-like. The coding region runs from base 1 to 1848 and encodes 615 amino acids. Gene Ontology annotation, molecular function: ATP hydrolysis activity; ATP binding; ABC-type transporter activity. Gene Ontology annotation, cellular component: membrane. The record is from RefSeq and is a predicted model, not a curated record. The transcript is spliced from 4 exons. NCBI's taxonomy places the organism in Eukaryota, Viridiplantae, Streptophyta, Magnoliopsida, Asterales, Asteraceae.